Dendronephthya gigantea is the source of this 5588-nucleotide messenger RNA. RefSeq names its product doublecortin domain-containing protein 1-like. The record is from RefSeq and is a predicted model, not a curated record. Gene Ontology annotation, molecular function: microtubule binding. Gene Ontology annotation, biological process: intracellular signal transduction; regulation of mitotic cytokinesis. The transcript has 42 exons. Bases 210 to 5561 code for a protein of 1783 amino acids. Lineage: Eukaryota; Metazoa; Cnidaria; Anthozoa; Malacalcyonacea; Nephtheidae.
UAAUGUUAGUGAAAACACACUAUAAUAUAAUGAAACUGAUGAACGUCAAUAUUUGAAAUAUUUGGGUUGACAAAGAACGAAGACAAAAUUUUGAACAGUCAUGCAAGCACAAGAAAACUGUCAUACAUUGAAAAACCUACAACUAUAUUUAAAAGUACACCUGUAAUAUUUAAAUCGUUGUUUAUAUAAUGCUUGCAUGAGUCUUGAAGAUGUCGUCCAUGCGGAGGGGGGAGUCUCAAGAUCUGGAACAUGGCUUCAGUGACUCAAUAAGCGAUGAAGAUGCUUUUGUCUUGCAUAUAAAUGCUAAAGAAACCCACGAAAAUGAAAGUCAAAAAACCAAGCACUUGGCAAAUAAUAAGAAAAGAUUUAAAAGACCAAAAUCCUCGAAUGGGGCGUUGUUGGUAACACCAGCAACAUCACAGAGAAAUAUGGCCUGGUCUUCAGCUAGUGAACAAGAAUUAAUAAAGAACCCAGCAUUUAGGUUUAAACCUAAAUUGAGUCGUCCUGUUUCUGCACCAAAUUGUACCAGUGGUAAAAGGUCAUCUGUUGCAUCAACAUGUUCAUCAGUUUGUAGUAGUUCCUUGGAAUUAUCCAGACCUAUGCGAAUGCGACGACAUGUUCCUUUGUACAAAAAGUCAAACACACCCGUUUCUGUGCGAGCUUUUGUUAAUGGUGAACAAGAUACGUUUGCAAGAGUCACAGCCCCGAAUUUAAAACAGCUGUUAGAACUUUGCACAACAAAACUUCACUUGGUCUCGGCUGCAAGAAAAGCGUUCCUCUCUGAUGGGACGUUAAUAAGAGAUAUUCAUCAAAUAAUGAAAAAUGCUGACAUAUAUGUAUCAUGUGGUGAACCUUUUAAAGAUCCUUUUGGUAAAUACGUUGAAAAAGAAAAGUUAAGUCAAAUGUCCACGUGGACUAUGAAUGGCAUUAUCUUCCCCGAAAGUGAAACCCGAGGUAAAACGAAGCCAUCUUUGUCUCAAAGAAUGAAGAAGGUUUUAGUGGAAAAUCAGAAGAAAAGAGUUUUGGUCUUUCGAAAUGAGGAUUCCUUAGAAGGGAAGGAAAUUAUAGCGAAUAGAUUUGAUGAGUUUCUUGAUGACUGUACUCAGAAGUUAGGAUUCCAAUCAAGAGCUAAAGCCAUAUUUGAUUGGGAUGGAAAAGAAAUUGUAAAUUUUUCACAAGUUCCGACAGUUGAUAAUAUACUCCAGUCGUCAUCAAUCACCGUACUUGGGCCAGUAUGGUUGACCAGAGGCGGAGAAAAGUUUAGUUUUAAAGGCCCGUAUGGCUUCGUCGAUACAUUACUGGAAACAACUAAACAAAGAUUAAAAGAAACGAAAAGCUAUGAAAAACAGCUGCAAUUACGAGUUGAUAACAUCAUUGAAGGUGUCUCCGUUGAGGUGAUGUCAUUGACUGAAGAAGAAACAAAAAACGAAAUGAGUCAGAUCACCAAGAAAGUCCAUGAUCUUGAAACUGUAAUACCAAAGUUGAAAUCAAGAAAAAAACGAUUAUUCAUGAAAAAGGAGGAAGAGGGGAUGGUGGGGGCAAAUCAUAGCUCAUAUAAAUUUCAAAAUAUAACUGAAAUUGAGGAGAACAGCAGGCUGCUUGGAAAGAAAGGAAUUCGUUUGAAGGUUUAUGAAAAUGGCAAGGUCGACGAUGAAGUGGUAGUGUAUUUUAACAUACACGAGGCAUCAAAGGGUGCAUCUGACGACCGUAAUGUGCUACUGAGGAGACUCAUUGACACCAUUACUGCUCAAGUGUUGCGAAAAAGUCAUGGACCUGCUGGACGUUCGCUUGCCAGGAGGAUAUAUAAGGAUGACGGAAAAGAAGUCCUCGAUGUACAUGAAUUGGAAACAGAUGAUUGUAUUUGGCUGUCGUUUGGAGAGAAAUUUAUAUCACCAUAUACGUACGCCCUUCAACUGACAAUGGAUAAAACAAAAUGCGUUUCUCUUUGGAAUGAAAAGAAAGUUGUACAGCGAGAGACAAUCAACGAGGACGAAGUUUACGGAAAAGACCGCGCUAGUUUAUGGAGGACUGUGGAGAACUAUCCAACGGAUUGUAAAUAUGAUGUGAUUGAGUUAGAUAUGGAAAUACCUGGAAAAGUUGGCUACGCUAAAGGAUUGCAAUACUCUCAGAUACGCGAAAACAACACGUUUCUUCGGUAUAAAGGUAACACAGAUCUUAUACUGUUGCCUGAUCUUUCUGUGGAGAAAAAAUUGUCCAAGGUUGAUAAUAGCAUGUGGCCGUCUGACAGCCAGCAAUGGGUAAUACAUAAGAGCGGCCAUAUUACAAGUCGAUCUUUCCCUCAGUUGUGUCUUUGUAUGAGUCACAUAAAAGUGAAUGUGAAAUACAGUGACGGAACGUCACUCGAGGGAUUUGCUGUGAAUUUUGCCAAAAGAAAUUCCUCACAUCCAAGUCAGAUUUGGAAGUUCACUCCAACAGGCGACAUUUGCAGUGCGAGUAAUCCCUCAUUUCUCUUGACGUGGAUGUCGAAUGAAAAUCAUCAAAUAGUCGAUGAAGACGACAAGCACCCGGGGCUGUCUGGCGAGGUGGAGAAAAGUUGCGCUGAAGAGAACAAUGAAACAAUUGUGGUUGAAACUUUAUCCACCAUGAAGGAUAUUUUUGGCGGUGAAAAGUGUUGUGUUGCAUUAUUAUCUAAACUUCCUGUGAAACAUCCAGCAAUUGGCACACAAAGAUGGGCGAUUAAACAAGAAAGUUUAAAUAGCAUCGGCCAAUGGAAAUUUUCUCAGGUUGCCAACCCAACCUGGAACCGUAAGGCUUUAUCAUGGCCUGUUAACAAAGAUGGAACUAUAAAUGAGGAAUUCAACUGGCCAAUGGAAGGCUUCCUGAUAUGCAAUGCACCUCCACUUAAACGGAAGGAGACGUUAAGCGUUGGACCACCUGUAAGGCUUCGUGUGUUGAAGAAUGGUGAACAUGAUCUUAAACGAGCUGUUAUUGUUGUCGGACCAGACCUUGGAAAUAUGACUAGAGAUAUAAGUGGAAAGUCCACAGCAAUGAAGCCGUCGAAAACGAAGAAACACUCUCCUCUUCCAUCGUCACGGAACGAUAUCCGGAAUCUGGAAUUAAAUUUGUUCCUUGAUCGCUGCACGGAUUCCCUUCGUCUUCCAUUUGCUGCCAGGCGUCUGUUUAAUGACGAUGGAAAAGAACUCUUCACCCUCAGUGGUCUGGAACGAAAUCAACUAGUGUUUGUUUCGUGUGGAGAGUCUUGGGUGAAUUACAAUGAUUCUUAUUCCGAUCAAAAAAGAAGAAUAAUUAUGAGCAACCUUUCUUCAGAUAUUGCCAAAUUAAGAUUGUAUUGUAGACUACGCAAUCCUCAAGGUUUGGUAUUAACUGUUGGUGGAACAGCUACAGCUGGAAGUCCUGUCUGUGUGGCCAGUUGUGAUCUUAUAGAAAAUGAAAACGAUAUUAUUCUUUCCGAUCAAGAAAUCCAUCAUUCACAAAGCGAAAACAGUAUUGAAGGAGUACGAUCAAGUCUGAUGAGUGCGCAUGAGCGCGCACAUGUAAAUUCAGAGGAAAGACUCAAGUCUCUUCAAUGGCCUUGGGAAACUGCUAUUACCAGUAAUGGUGAAGUGAAUGUCGAAGCAGAACAAUAUGGUGAUUUUGAACACGAUGUUGUGUACUCUGACAAUCGAUUACAUAAAAGAUACAGAUACCAUACAGCAAAGUCAGAGUCCAAAAAGGAAUUAUUGUCUUGUCAGUGGCUUUAUAAGGAUGGGUGGAUUCAGCUACGGAAUAACAAUCAGUUAGUUCUUGGCAUAGGUCAAGAUUCUACUGAGGGAAAACUGAUAAAUGAGGUAUGUUUAUGUAAGAAAAGGAUGGAUGAUGUAAACCAACGAUGGACAAUUGCUUCAGAUGGCACCAUUCAUCUUCACCAUAAUCCUAAUGCGACGUUAACUGUGUCUGAUCCUGGUCGUGCAAGAGAAAAUUCAGGGGACUCUGCUUAUGACGGAUCCCAUGUAUUAAUCAUGCCAAGGAGAUGUUGCAAUGGAAAUGCAAAUCAACUUUGGAUGUACGAUACGCAUUCGGGAUUCAUAUCUGCCUUUGCAACUGAUUCCAUGAAUUUAGAAAUCACGUCUGCGAACAAGGCUGGUAUUUGUACAUACACAGUUUUAGGGUCCAAAAGCACGAUGCAAAGUGGGUAUUCAAUACAAAAUGAUUCUUCAAAGGGAUUUCUUUGUGAUGCAUGUGGUGUUGCAUCUCGUGGAAAAUUCAUAUUGCAAAAAUUGGAGCAAAGCCAAGAUUUUUCAUGUGUUAUGGGGAAAGAAGGUAGCUUUAAGUCGACAAAGCAAGACAAAUCCAGCUGUUUCAAGUGCUUGACUAAUCAGGUUGAUCUAACAAGCCAGGAAGCAAAUGCUACAUUAGCGAUGUGGGAAGAUCAGCUGAAGAGACUUCGGAAGAUAAAAAAUUUUCGUUCAUUAAAUAAAGAGAUACAGGCUGCGCAAUCCCAACCAGCUGUUAGAAUACGUGCUUUCAAAAAUGGCGAGGGCAUUCGUAAAGAAGCUGUGCUGGUCGUUGGUUCUACGAUUGAUUCGUUACUGGAUCAGUGCACAUGUCGACUUGGUCAAACAUCUGCCGCCAGAAGACUUUAUAACAUUGAUGGAGAACUUAUAACAGACAUAAGUCAGUUAAGAGAAGAUUCUGGAACUAAAGAAAACAUACUGCCUAGAGAAGUUGAAAAAUAUGCCCAGCGUGAACAAAUGGAUAAACAAACAGAAGAUCCAGUUGAUGUAGUUUGCACUGCCAAUGAUUGUAGCGUCAUCGAAGAGCAUCAAAUGCCAAAAAAGACACAGGAAGACGGCGGUGGUAAAUAUUGCGUUGACGUAUUUGUGUCCUGUGGUGAACCGUUUGUUCCUUUAGAAGAGAUAGAUAUGCAGUUCUUUCUUCAAAUGAAACACCAAUAUGCCAGAAAUUGGGUGGAGAAUCACCUAGAGACGGAAAAACAUAUUCUACGACAAAUUCAAGGUCGUCGUAUAGCAGCUCGCUCGUCAAUUGAGUCUCGUUCCUGGCACAACCUGACCAAACAAGAGGAAGAUAAACAAGACAAUAUUGAAGAAUUGACGGGACAUUUGAAAGAUCUUAAAACAAAGCAACAACAAGAAAAAGAAUUACUAAUCAGCAACAAUGCUAUGCACUGCAGGCUGUCAAACAAUAAGAGAUUAUAUGAUUCUUCAAAAACAGUUCGUAUUGAUGUGUACGAAAAUGGUGAUGCUGAAAGAAGAUAUAUAAAUGUCUGUGGUUCCACUUUGAAUGAGGUACUAAACAUAUGCACAUCUCGUCUUGGUCUCCCAGCUGCUGCGAGGAGAUUGUUCACUACUGGAGGCGAUGAGAUUGAAGACGCGUCAGAGUUAGUGAAAGGAGAAAUUUACUGUGUGUCCUGCGGGGAGAACUUCAUUCAACCAAGAGAUCGUCAGACUGUUAUUGCCCGAAAAGCUACUUGGUCAAGGCUAAACCGUCAGACAGGCGGAGCAAUGGCGUUCAAAAGUGACGAGAGAACUCCAGUAACGACGCUGGCUUUACAAACCAGCGCGCAAGAUCGGUUUAACUAAAUACAUGCAGUCUGUUCAUUAUAAUUU